AUGACUACCGACAAUGCGUCUAAUAAUAACACACUCUAUGAUAGCAUCAGGGGGACACUUGAAACGCUUAACUUACCAAAUGGGCCGCUGAUUGAGCGUAUACUUUGCAUGGCACAUGUGAUUCAACUCAGUCUGACUGAGCUUCUUGGUAAGAUGGAAGCAGUGCUAAAGAAUGACCGAGAAAAGAUAGAUUGGACAGAGGCAGAUGAGGAGAAUCAACCCCAGCAGGAAAACAAACCGAUUUUGCAUACUCUGAAUAAAAUUCGGCAACUGGUAAUCUACGUGAACAGAAGCUCUACCCACCGAGAGCACUUCCUAAAUCUUCAGGCAAAGGAGCCAAAGCUUGUUCUAAUAUGA
Molecule: messenger RNA, 357 nt
Organism: Talaromyces stipitatus ATCC 10500
Lineage: Eukaryota; Fungi; Ascomycota; Eurotiomycetes; Eurotiales; Trichocomaceae
Exons: 2
Coding region: 1-357 (118 amino acids)
Source: RefSeq, a predicted model, not a curated record